Gigantopelta aegis is the source of this 1502-nucleotide messenger RNA. Its product is annotated as RNA-binding protein NOB1-like. The record is from RefSeq and is a predicted model, not a curated record. The transcript is spliced from 9 exons. NCBI's taxonomy places the organism in Eukaryota, Metazoa, Mollusca, Gastropoda, Neomphalida, Peltospiridae. Gene Ontology annotation, biological process: ribosomal small subunit biogenesis; maturation of SSU-rRNA. Gene Ontology annotation, molecular function: RNA endonuclease activity. Bases 46 to 1464 code for a protein of 472 amino acids. Gene Ontology annotation, cellular component: preribosome, small subunit precursor.
UUAUACCAAAUCUAAAUAGAUCAAUACAAGUCAUGUGAUAUAAACAUGGCGACGUCCAGUAAAGUGAAACACGUUGUAGCAGAUUCUGGUGCUUUUAUUCGAAAUGCUCCACUACGGGAAAUUGGUGAAAAGAUAUAUACUCUUCGAGAAGUUGUUAAAGAAAUUCGAGACAAGACCACUCGUCAGCGGUUACAGGUUCUGCCAUAUCAGCUUGACUUCCGAGAGCCUUCCCAUGAUUCUGUUAGACUAGUGACUGAAUUUUCCAAGAAGACUGGAGACUACCCUAGUUUGUCAGCUGCUGAUAUUAAAAUACUUGCUCUGGCUUAUCAGCUAGAAAAGGAGCAUGUUGGCCCAGAUCACAUCAAGACUGUUCCCCAGAGAAAGACUGAAUGGAAUGUAACCAGCCACAACUUGGAAAAACCCACAGCAAUAGCUGGCUUUUACUUGGCACCGAAGAAAGCACCAGGCUCGAGGACAACAUCUGAAUGUGGUAGCUGUGUACAAAGUUCGGAGAUCUCUGCAGAUGAAUCAGUUUCAGUCACUGAGGAGCAGACGGACGAGAAAACAACAUUUGAUGAGUUGCAAACUGUUGCUAAGCAAUCUGAUGACACAACAAAUAAUGAAGACAAACCGACAUUGGAAUCCCAGCUGAAGACGAUCCACAUUGAAGUGAAAGAUUCUUCAACAGUUGACAUGUCUUCUGAACAGUCCUCCCUGGACAAUUCUAGCAAUAAACUAUGUAGGGAAGGACAGGUGUUGCCUAGCAGCUGUAUAGAAGAAGGAGAAGAAUCAGAUGAUGAAGAGGAUGAUGAAGAGGAUGAUGAUGAUGAUGAUGAUGAAGAUGGCUGGAUCACUCCUAGCAACAUAAAAGACCUCAAGAAGACCAUGGGCGUUGAAGAAGCUCAGAAGGCAGAUGUCACUGUUGGUUGUUUAACAACAGAUUUUGCAAUGCAGAAUGUUUUGAUACAGAUGGGUCUGAAUGUGAUUUCCGUCGACGGAAUGCUGAUCAAGAAAGCCAAGAGUUAUGUUCUUCGUUGCUAUGCGUGUUUUAAAAUAACCAGUAACAUGUCGAAGGCAUUCUGUCCGCAGUGUGGGAACAAGACACUGAAAAGAAUAUCUAUGACUGUGGACGAGGAUGGAACAGUGCGAUACUUCAUAUCUCGCAGACGACCAAUCUCAAAGCGUGGCACAAAGUACUCACUUCCAUUGCCAAAGGGAGGUAAGCAUGCGAUAAAUCCGGUUCUGGUGGCUGACCAACCAAUGCCUCAGCAGCGAGUCUCACGGAAGAAUCAACAGAACAUGAAUGCUCUUGACCCCGAUUACAUUGCCGGCAUGUCACCGUUUGCUGUUAACGAUGUAACAAGCCGGUCAGCCUUGCUUGGUAUCCAUGGCAACAAGGGGUUUUGUUACUGGAAUAAGCGAAACCCAAAUGAAGUGGGAAAGAAGGGAACCAGACGAAAAUGACUUUAUUGUUUAUGAAAUAAAACUAUUAUUAUUCUCAA